AUGGAGCCCGACAAGGAUAAAGACAAGACCCUUUCUUUGGGCGAAAUCAAAGCCAUGCUCGAGGAAAGCGAGCAGCAAGAGCAAGUGGCACACAAGCGCGCCACCAAAGCCGCCAAACGCUUUGCCAAACUUGAUCUCACUGCCGAGGAAGAGGAUUUCGCGACCAGUAUUCGCAAGCAGCUAGCCAACUUCAGCGGCUACCUGUACAAGCCCGAAUACCAGUAUGCGCAUUUGAGAACCGAGCCGCCCUGCACCCGCCCGGAAUACUCCGAAUACACGAAGAAGCAGAUGAGGGAGGCGGAGGAAGCGGAAGAGAAGCAGAAGAAGGCCGCCAAUGAGGCUGAGACGGACACAAAGGCCGACAAGAUCAAGGACGACGGCGGUGUGCCGACGAAGAAGGAAGUUGAAGAUGCUGCUGAGGCUCUCAUACCCAACAUCCAGAGGCUGUCCAUGCUUGCGGAUUCUGACAGCUCUGAUGAUGACGAUGUCGACACUAUCAUUCAUCGCAUGCCCAGUAAGAGCUCUGACGGCGGUUCGGUCAUAACCACCAUCCUCGACGGUAGGACGAGCAAGUUGGCUUCAACCAAGGAGCCUCCAACCGUCAAGCCCACCACUGCUCUCAACAACACCCCGUUCGACCCUGACCAGCCGGUCCUUCUUGCGAGCCACGAAGCCCCCACUCUAAACAGCUACGCUACCGGACCACGCUCGUCUACUUCAAGCUCCCUAAGCCAGAUGGCCGUAGACCAUGAGGCUGGAAGGCUGCAUUCAGGUGACCGAGUCCACCCAUGGCCUAAUCUCUGGCCCGACUACAUGCACAAGCCUCCUCAGCUAGAUCAAACGCAGUGGACUAUCAUCAAUGCUAACCUGGGCUCCUUGGGUGCAGCGAAAGAUGGCGCGAUCGACCCCUGCGACGAAGAGAACCGACAAGCUUACGAGCAGAUCCAGGAGGUUUUGGAGGUGUGUUGGCUGGUUAUGACUGGUCAACUCUCACCUAUUGGCAACAUUACGGCUCAGAACAUUUUGAAGCCUAUACUGCAGAAGGAGAAGCCGGACAUGAAAGCCAGGUUGAAAGUGUAUGAGGAGAAGCUGACACUCCGAAGGAUAGCGUUGAAUUUGCCUGGAGGGGAUUGGAAGCGCUUAUCGGGGGAAUCUGGCAAGUCAGACUCUUUCUUCAGCACGCCAUCCAUGGGCACGCCAAGCCAAGUUUCCAGCACACCUCUCGUACCAUGCUCUCCCGCGGCCGGAAUGGGAGGCCCGUUUCCCGCGUUCGCCAAUAGCCCGAGUGUAGCGACCGAUCACUUUUCGAGCACUCCGGCAUCGCCCAGCACGAGCAAGCGUUCAUCUCCAAAUACGAACAAGCGGUCUUCUGCCAGCUCUGACAAACGUUCCUCAACCCAUUCCGAUACUAAGCCCUUAGUGUCUGAAGCAGACAGCAAGAACUCAUCGGCUCAUACGUCCUUCGAUGGUCAUUCGGGCGCUCAGACCCCUUCAAAGCGUGGCAAGUUGGCUUUGAUCACCAGCGCCUUUAAGGUUCCGAAGUCUCCCAAGAAGAGCACGAAGUCGUGGGAAAACAGUGGUGCAGUCGAGAGACAGAUUGUAACAACGCCGAGGGACGCUCCACCCGUUCCUACAAUCCCCGCACCUUUCAGUGGUCAAAACACACCGCAGACGUCAUUCGAGACUGCUGUGUCGAGCACAAACACCCCUUCUCUCACUGCAAGUCCUACUAUCCCGAGCUUGAACAGGAAACCUUCCAGGAGCUUUGCUGGCACUCCUAGCUCCUCCAUGGCGGGGCCGACUAGCAAGAAGUACAUGUCUUUUGAUGGAUACUUCAGUGCUGAAAGUGACGAGCAAAAGGCACAUUUGGCAUCUGGUAGUACCGUCGUGCCUGCCCAGCCGCCUGCGGGCAAGGUCCAGUCAGCUUCUUUUAGGGGCACACCAGGUGGCAGAAAGACGCCAACGGCGAUUCGGGAGCCUGGUUUGUUUAGCCCGAGAGCUGACACCCCAGCUACAAUGAAGUCGACCGACCUUGACCAUGCUUCCGUGAGUAGCCGCUACACGCCGAACGUUUCUACUACUGAUCUGAGCACGACAAAGCGUUCUAGGAAGCACAGCCGCGCCUCUUCUGGAGCCAGUACGCGUUACAACGUCUUCGAUGCUCAUCUUGAGGAGCUUCUUAGCGAGUUCAAUGCUUGGGCCGAUGGUCAGGACGCAUCCAUGGAUGACGUUAGCAAAGAUCCUGAGCGACCCAACGUCAAGGAAAUUCUCAAGCCACUUGACUACGAGGAAAUACGCAGACUUAACCCUAGCGAGCACGAAGCAAUGGUCAAUGAAGUCAAGAAGAUCAUGCAUGCCGAUCUGCGUGCUCAGGUUCUCAAGGAACACCACGAUGCCCGCUUUCCCUCUGGCGCCCCUGGUCACCGUUCUACUUCUUUCGCGGCGCUGCCUUACCUCGCACUCCGCAUCGCACGCUGGGUUCUGGACGCUGUCAAUGAGAGUUUCCUGCCUUCACUCAAGUGUGCCUACGAGAUCGAGAACUACCAAUUCGCUGAAUACGAGCGUCGCUGGCGUGUUACCCACCCAGGAGGCAAGACUAACCCUUUCAGUGGCGUUUCUCGUCCCGCAGACGGAUCUUACCUCCGACCCGCUUACGCCGCAGCCUGGGCGACGCGUUUCGUGCAGUGGGCCGAGGAGCAGCAGCAGCUGUGGAAGUACGAAAAUGUCGACCUUCCAACCAUGAACGAGUACGGCGGCGGCUUCAGGCGCCCGGGUCGUACUAUGGAGGCGAAAUUCCUGCUCAACAUGGUCAAUGAGAAGAUUAACAUCGAUCGUAGCACUGGUGACCUCGAGAUCGAGGGUGACGGUGCGAUGCUGAAGGAUGAUGAGGUUCAGCGAAGGUUCGAGAAGCUGGCGCGGAGGGAGCAGCGCAAGGGCACGAAGAAGGUUUGGGCGGCCUGCGAGGAGCAGAUCAAGAGGCUGUCAAUGAUGAUGGACGUGGUCAAGGCUGAGCGCCCGGCAUCGGGUGUUGUUAGCGGAAGGUCCUCGCCUGAGGACGGCCUUUCGACGUAUCACCAUGACUCCACCCUGGCUUACGCUGGACUGUUGGGUGGUAUUUAA
This is a messenger RNA of Lasiodiplodia theobromae, 3120 nucleotides long. RefSeq lists its product as uncharacterized. The transcript is spliced from 2 exons. Bases 1 to 3120 code for a protein of 1039 amino acids. Lineage: Eukaryota; Fungi; Ascomycota; Dothideomycetes; Botryosphaeriales; Botryosphaeriaceae. The record is from RefSeq and is a predicted model, not a curated record.